UAUGGCCGAUGAAACCAGAAAGCUAAGCAAGAGUAGCAAAGAGAGUUUUGAAGAAGAAACAGCCUAUUUAACAAACCUUCUAAAAGACAAGAGAAUUCUUCUUAACUAUCCCAAUAUAUUUAUACAUUUAGAGCGUUUGCUGGAUGAAGAGAUCAAUAGAACUCGCUUGUCCCUACUGAAUUAUAACAAAAAAACUGUUUUUGAUGAACCACUUCCCGAACAAGCUGGACCUAUCGUUACUUUAACAGAAAAAAUAUUCAUUCCAGUUAAAGAAUACCCCGAGUAAAAGUAAAUGAUUGAUUUAAACAAGUUCAAUUUCGUUGGUAGAAUUCUUGGACCACGAGGUAUGACAGCAAAGCAAUUAGAGCGCGAUACUUCAUGUCGAAUUAUGAUUCGUGGUCGUAGUUCUAUGAGAGAUAAAAUAAAAGAAGAGCAACAUCGUGGAAAACCAAAUUGGGAACAUUUAAACGAAGAUCUUCAUGUUUUAAUUUCAGUAGAAGAUACGCAAGCUCGUGCUGAGGUUAAAAUGGAACGGGCCGUUUUAGAAAUAAAAAGACUUCUAAUUCCUUCUUUGGAGGGUGAGGACGAACUUAAGAAGCUUCAACUUAUGGAACUCGCAAUUCUUAAUGGCACAUAUCGCGAUGACAGUAAAAGCAGUAAAAUUUAUGUUUUUAAUCACUUAAAGAACCCCUAA
This is a messenger RNA of Octopus sinensis (East Asian common octopus), 694 nucleotides long. RefSeq names its product protein quaking-A-like. Gene Ontology annotation, cellular component: nucleus. NCBI's taxonomy places the organism in Eukaryota, Metazoa, Mollusca, Cephalopoda, Octopoda, Octopodidae. Gene Ontology annotation, biological process: regulation of mRNA splicing, via spliceosome. Gene Ontology annotation, molecular function: mRNA binding. The record is from RefSeq and is a predicted model, not a curated record.